Molecule: messenger RNA, 1638 nt
Organism: Cicer arietinum (chickpea)
Lineage: Eukaryota; Viridiplantae; Streptophyta; Magnoliopsida; Fabales; Fabaceae
Product: beta-glucuronosyltransferase GlcAT14A-like
Cellular component (GO): membrane
Molecular function (GO): glucuronosyltransferase activity
Source: RefSeq, a predicted model, not a curated record
CAACAUCCCCCACCUUUUUCUUUCUCAAUCACAUUCACACCCUUCUACACUGAUUUUCUACCUUACUCCUCUCACUUUAAGCUCAAUUAUUAUUCCACAAGCUAUGAUAUUGUUAUAGAUGUUUUCUCUAAUCAAUGUAUCUUUGCAUCUUCCAUCUCUAUAGUCACUUAAAUUCAUCAGAAUUUCAAGACUUUGAUCUCUUCUAUUCACAUUCAAAGGACAAGCUAGCAUUUCAAUGAGAACAUCCAAAUUUGCAUGUAGAGGAUUGAAUUAUGGUCUAUGCCUUUUAAUUGUUGCUGUUUGUUUACUAUUAUUUGCAACAGUUUCAAGAUUAAACAUUCCAAAUGUUUCUUAUGCCACAAACAAUGAUGUUGUUCCUAAGAAAGUUGUUGUAUCAAAAGGACAGAUUUACCCUCCUGUUUUUGCAUAUUGGAUUUUUGGCACAAAAGGAGAGAACAAAAAAAUGAUGAGAUUAUUAAAAGCUAUAUAUCACCCAAGAAAUCAAUACUUACUUCAACUUGAUGAUGCUUCCUCUGACUCUGAAAGAAUGGAUUUAGCUCUUUUAAUUAAAUCUCAUAUGGUUUUUGAGGAAUUUGGAAAUGUUAAUGUUGUUGGAAAAAGUUAUGGUAUUAAUAAGAUGGGUUCUUCUUCACUUUCUGCUUCUCUUCAUGCUGCUGCUUUGCUUCUUAAAUUGAAUGAAGAUUGGGAUUGGUUCAUUACUUUGAGUUCUUCAGAUUAUCCUCUCAUGACUCAAGAUGAUAUUCUUCACGUUUUCAUGUCCUUGCCAACGUAUCUCAACUUUAUUCAUUUCACUAACAAGACACUAAGGAAUGAGCAAAGAAACAUGAAUCAAAUAGUUGUAGACCCAAGUUUACAUUAUGAAAAAAGUACUCCACUUUACUUUGCAGUGGAAGCUAGAGAUACCCCUGAUGCUUUCAAGAUAUUUAGAGGUUCACCUUGGAUGAUUCUCACAAGAUCUUUUAUGGAUUAUUGUGUGAAUGGAUGGGACAAUUUACCAAGAAGACUUCUAAUGUUCUUUAGCAAUGUAGCAUAUCCUAUGGAAUCUUAUUUCCACACAGUCCUAUGUAACUCUCAAGAGUUCAAGAACACUAUAGUAGACAAUAAUCUAAUUUAUAGUCUUUUUGACAAUGAUCCAUCAGAAUCACAAUUACUUGAUAUGUCACACUAUGAUACAAUGAUGGAAAUCGGUGCCGCAUUUGCGCGUCCGUUCGGCGAAAAUGAUCUUGUUCUUGAGAAAAUUGAUGAUUUGGUUCUUAAUAGAAGUUUAAAUGGUUUUGUUCAAGGAGAGUGGUGUUCAAGUUCAAAUUUAGAGAUAAAUGAAACUACUAAGGUUUCAAAAAUUGAGGAAGAUAUGUGUUUGAUAUAUGGUAACAUUGAUGUUGUAAAGCCAACAAUUUUUGGCAUUAAACUUAGAACUCAAUUAGAUGAAAUUGUUAAUAGUGGGAGAUAUAGAACUAGCCAAUGUCAAUUUCAAUUGGUGUGACAAAAAAGUGUAAUAUAAUGUUGCUAGAAUCACUUUGAAAUGAAGGUGAAUUCAUUUUUAAUCCAUGUUAAUUAAAUGGGCUAUUUAGGAUUGGAAUUGAAGAUAAAUUCAACAUUGUGUAUCUUGGAUCAAAA